UUUCCAUCUUGAGAGUCUAAAGAAGAGAAAAAAUUAUAUUAGAAAGAAAAAGAAACAGAGCAAAAUGUUGACUAUGGGAGAGUUAUGGGCCACUCUAGGCUCUGUUAUAGCAAGUGUUAUGUUUGCAUCAGCUAUUUUCAGGCAACACUUCCCUCAUCAACUUUGGGGCUAUGUUGAAAAAUAUAGUUUCAAGUUGGUUCGAUUCUUUUAUCCUUAUAUUGAGAUUCGGUUUGAUGAAUUCUCCGGUGACCGCAUGAAGCGUAGUGAAGCCUUCUCUGCCAUUCAGAAUUAUCUCAGUACCAAAGCCUCGUUGCUUGCUACUCGGUUCAAGGCUGAUUUUGUGAAAGACAGCCAAUCUCUAAUUCUUAGCAUGGAGGAUAAAGAGGAGGUGACAGAUGAGUUUGAAGGGGUCAAGGUUUGGUGGGUCUUGGUUAAGACCGCCCCCAGAACACAACAAUUUUCUUUCUAUCCAGCUGCGGAUGAGAAGAGGUUUUACAAGCUCACAUUCCAUGAGAGUCACAGAGAAAUCAUCACAGCUUAUGUUAAGCAUGUGCUUGAUGAAGGAAAGGCCAUUGCUGUGAAGGACCGGCAGCGCAAGCUAUUCAGCAACAAUUCUAGCGAGAGUUGGCAUGGCUGGAGACAAAGAAAGUGGAGCCAUGUACAAUUUGAGCAUCCUGCCACACUUGAUACGUUAGCAAUGGAGACAACAAAGAAGGAAGAAAUCAAGAAAGACCUUUUGAAGUUCAGAGAGGGGAAAGAGUACUAUAAGAAGAUUGGGAAAGCUUGGAAGCGAGGGUAUCUUCUUUAUGGCCCUCCAGGAACUGGAACUGGUAAAUCAACCAUGAUUGCUGCAAUGGCAAAUUUUUUGAACUAUGAUGUGUAUGAUCUUGAACUUACCACAGUCAAGGACAACUCACAGUUGAGGAGUCUUUUGAUUGAGACAACAAAUAAGUCGAUCAUUGUUAUAGAGGACAUUGAUUGCUUGCUUGAUCUAACUGGUCAGUGGGAGAAGAAAAAGGAGAAAGAUGAGGAUAAAGAAGAGAAAAAUCCCGUUGAAAAGAAGAUGAAAGAAGAAGGUGAAAACAAAGCAAGCAAGGUCACUUUAUCUGGGCUUCUGAAUUUCAUUGAUGGCCUUUGGUCAGCUUGUGGGGGAGAAAGACUUAUUGUGUUCACUACAAAUUAUUUAGACAAGCUUGAUCCAGCACUUAUCAGGAGAGGCAGAAUGGACAAGCACAUAGAAAUGUCUUAUUGUGGCUUUGAGGCAUUUAAAGUGUUAGCCAAGAAUUAUUUAGAUAUUGUCUCACAUGAGUUAUUUGCAGAAGUUGGCAGUCAGUUGGCAGAAACCAAUAUGACUCCAGCUGAUGUUGCCGAGAACUUGAUGCCAAAGUCUGAUGACGAUGACACAGAGACAUGUUUGAAGAAUUUGAUUGAAGCCCUCAAGGUGGCCAAGGAGGAAGCUAUAAAGAAGGCUGAGGAAGAAGCUCGACUAAAGGCAGAGAAAGAAGAGGAGGAGGAGGGCAAGAAGAAGUGUGCUGAUUUUACUGAAGAGAACAAGAAAGGCAAUGAAAGUUCAGCUAAUUCAGUGAAAAAGAAUGGUUCCCCAGAUAAGGAAGUUAAACAAUGAAGAGCUGAUCUUGAAUGCUACCGAGAAUUCAAGCAACAGGAAUGUCAGGGAUGAUGAAGAUAAUGCUAUGAUCAUGAAAAUUUGAAGCUGAGUAGCUCUUUUUGUAUUUUUUUUGUUGUAGAAUAAGAAACUGUUGCAUUGCAGUUAUUAUUAGAAGUGCAGGCUGGAGCAGAUUGGCAGUUAGCCAUUUCAUUUAACUUGAAAUCUAUUCAGGAAUAUAGUGCACAAAGUUCUGUUGUAGGAA
Mangifera indica (mango) is the source of this 1868-nucleotide messenger RNA. RefSeq names its product AAA-ATPase At3g28580-like. The coding region runs from base 65 to 1624 and encodes 519 amino acids. The transcript has 2 exons. NCBI's taxonomy places the organism in Eukaryota, Viridiplantae, Streptophyta, Magnoliopsida, Sapindales, Anacardiaceae. The record is from RefSeq and is a predicted model, not a curated record. Gene Ontology annotation, molecular function: ATP binding; ATP hydrolysis activity.